GGCGGGCGGCGGCAGCGGCGGCGGGAGCGGGAGCGGGAGAUGGCCGGCCCGCAGCAGGCCCCGCACCUCCACCUGGCCGAGCUCACCGCCUCCCAGUUCCUCGACGUCUGGCGACACUUCGAUGCGGACGGAAAUGGCUACAUCGAAGGCAAAGAGCUGGAAAACUUCUUCCAGGAGCUGGAAAGCGCGAGGAAGGGGGCGGGUGUGGACUCCAAGAACGACAACUUGGGUGACAAGAUGAAGGAGUUCAUGCACAAGUAUGACAAAAAUGCGGACGGCAAAAUUGAGAUGGCGGAGCUGGCCCAGAUCCUGCCCACGGAGGAGAAUUUCCUGCUGUGUUUCCGCCAGCACGUGGGCUCCAGCUCGGAGUUCAUGGAGGCUUGGCGCAGGUACGACACGGACCGCAGCGGCUACAUCGAAGCCAACGAGCUCAAGGGCUUCUUGUCGGACCUGCUGAAGAAGGCGAACCGGCCCUACGACGAGCCCAAGCUGCAGGAGUACACGCAGACCAUCCUGCGGAUGUUCGACAUGAACGGCGACGGGAAGCUGGGCCUCUCGGAGAUGUCCCGUCUUUUGCCUGUGCAAGAAAACUUCCUUCUGAAGUUUCAGGGGAUGAAGCUGUCCUCAGAGGAGUUCAAUGCCAUCUUUGCCUUCUACGACAAGGACGGCAGCGGCUUCAUUGACGAGAACGAGCUGGACGCACUUUUGAAAGACCUGUACGAGAAGAAUAAGAAAGAGAUGAACAUCCAGCAGCUCACCAACUACAGAAAGAGCAUCAUGAACCUCUCCGACGGGGGCAAACUCUACCGCAAGGAAUUGGAGAUCGUGCUCUGCAACGAGCCCCCCAUGUAGGGGACCCCCCCCCGCCCACGCACUUUCACGCUCCUCAUCUUCCUCCCCAAAAAAAGAAGCACAAUGGGGGGAGCAGUCAACAACGCA
Grus americana (Whooping crane) is the source of this 939-nucleotide messenger RNA. RefSeq names its product calbindin 2 (gene CALB2). The record is from RefSeq and is a predicted model, not a curated record. Gene Ontology annotation, molecular function: calcium ion binding. Gene Ontology annotation, biological process: regulation of presynaptic cytosolic calcium ion concentration; regulation of long-term synaptic potentiation. NCBI's taxonomy places the organism in Eukaryota, Metazoa, Chordata, Aves, Gruiformes, Gruidae. The transcript is spliced from 11 exons. Gene Ontology annotation, cellular component: cytosol; nucleus; synapse. Bases 40 to 852 code for a protein of 270 amino acids.